This is a messenger RNA of Cyanistes caeruleus (blue tit), 549 nucleotides long. It is a transcript of the gene RPP14, whose product is annotated as ribonuclease P/MRP subunit p14. Gene Ontology annotation, cellular component: multimeric ribonuclease P complex; nucleolus. Gene Ontology annotation, biological process: tRNA 5'-leader removal. Gene Ontology annotation, molecular function: ribonuclease P RNA binding. The record is from RefSeq and is a predicted model, not a curated record. Lineage: Eukaryota; Metazoa; Chordata; Aves; Passeriformes; Paridae.
CGCGUGCUGCGGCGCGCGGCUGAGCAUCAUUAUCUGCGCGUGCGCCUGGAGCUGGCCGACGGCGGGGCCCGGCCCAACGCCGCGCAGUUCAAGCAGCUCGUGGUGACAGCGCUGAGGGAGCUGCACGGAGAGGUUGGAGCAGCUUUGCCUGUUGAUCUCUUAACAUAUGAAGAAAAAACUCUGUCUGCCAUAUUAAGAGUAAUCAGCAGUGGCCUUGUCAAGCUGUGGAGUGCUCUAACCUUACUGGGCUUCUACCAGAACAGGAGGUGUGCCUUCCGGGUGCUGCAGACAUCUCCAUUUCUACUUGCGUUAUCUGGCAACAGUAGAGAAUUAGUCUUGGACUGAAUGCAGUUGUUGGUUCGGCUGCAUGCCGGAGAAGUUCCUGGAAAUGUUGCAGCCCUUCAGGCGUGGAAUUUCUGGAGGGAUUUUCCAACAAAGAGCCUUGACAAAGCCAACGUUUAUCAACUCACUGCUUGGACAUCCCGUAUUUCAGAAUUUACACAUAAAAGUUGGAGACAAAGCUGAGCUUAGCAAGGCUUUUACACAGAA